Leopardus geoffroyi (Geoffroy's cat) is the source of this 853-nucleotide messenger RNA. Its product is annotated as ATP-dependent DNA helicase Q1-like. The transcript has 4 exons. Bases 16 to 294 code for a protein of 92 amino acids. NCBI's taxonomy places the organism in Eukaryota, Metazoa, Chordata, Mammalia, Carnivora, Felidae. The record is from RefSeq and is a predicted model, not a curated record.
UGUUCGGUGAUACAAAUGGUGUCCACACCCCUUCACCAAUUAGAGAAGAGUGUUACUUGCAAUUGGUUGAGGAGACCAAACCGGAGGGCGAAUGCUCGCAGCUGGAGAAAAAGGGAAGCUUGCUUUGGAGAUAUAUUCAGAAUAAGUUCAAUGGUGGUGAUGGAAAAUGUGGGACAACAGAAGCUUUAUGAGAUGGAGUCAUGUUGUCAAAACAUAACCAAACUGAAUCACUUCAAACGUAUCAUUCUAAAGGAGGUGAUAAAGAGGGAAGAAAACAAUUCAGGUUAUCAGUGAUCCUGCAUAGAACACUGGCCUUGGAAGUCAAGAGAUUUAAAUACCAACUCUUCUACAUAUUUAAGUUUUUAUUUCUACUUAUUUAACUGAGCCUCAGUUUCUUCACCUGAAACAAAAAUGUAUACCACCUAUUCAAUGGCUAUUAAGAGAUUUAAAUAAGCUAGCCUACACUAAGCAAUUAGUAAUGUCCUUUUGUGUGCAAAACUAAUACCACAAUCAUUUCUGAUAGAUUUCUAUAAACAUAAACAAUGUAUACCAGCUUCAAGGUCCCUUCAGUCUGUGUCUCGGACUGUGUAAAACAAAUUAAUUAGUGUACUUAUUUAUUAUUUACUGCUUCUGCAAAUUAAGAGACAGGGUCUAUUAGAUCCACUCAAGAGACACUUGUCAUUUUUGGACACGGACUAUACCAGAGUUUAUGACAUCCAUUAAGGAUGUAAUUUACCCUAAACGGUUUAAAAGCGUUAAAAAAAUCCCACAAACUCAGAGUUUAUGAUAGAUCUGUCACAGAAGUGAAAGAGAAUGAUUACAGAGAAAACUGAAAAGAAGCUAGCACUCUUUU